AUGGCAAAUAACCUGUGCAUCUCCUCGUCCCCGGUCCUGGGGCUGAAGGGUCAAGGAAACCAGCAAAAUGAAGUUCUCUGGAGGGAAGUUGUUUCUCUCCGUCAGAACCACACGCAGCAGCAGAAGGUGAUCAACAAGCUGAUUCAGUUUCUGUUUGGCCAGCUCCAAUCAAACCCCAGCAGCACCGGGAUAAAGAGGAAGCUACCUCUGAUGCUUGAUAACGGGAUCUCAACUCCACAAGUGCCCAAGUUUGGCCGGCAUUUGUCCACGGACCCUCUCCAUGACCCCUAUUUCAUUCAGUCGCCACCAACAGAACCUGCCUCAUGCUUAAGCAGCCCUGCAAUUGCUGGAGGACCCAUCAUCUCUGAUGUUACUGAAGCAUCACCAUCCAGCUUAAUACACAUGCAAUCCCCUCCUGAGAAUGACAGAAAGUGGCUCUUCCAGACUUCAGCAAAGAAUGGGAUAUCAACGCUUGUCUUUAAUCCCAAUUUGUCCCUGAACGAGUGGAAUUUGACCGAGAUGGAAGCCAGUUUGUCCCCGAUGCAGCGACUCACAGUGGAUCUGGAGAAGAAUGCAGCUGAGCUGCCCCCGAAAGCGUUCAACCCGCCCUUUAACAGUGCCUGCCCAGGGAAAGAUGUCAUUCUUGAAAGCACCCAGCAGUUCCUUGUUGAUCGUCAGCCAAUCUUUGGAAAUGACAUUAUCAGCUUGCCCGAAAGUUCAGCACUUUACGUUCCGUCGGCAAACAUGGCUCCUUACCUGUCCUCCGCAGCUGUCCAGGGUGAUAUCCCGUUAAACCUGAGUGCUUCAACUGACAACAGCCAGUGAUUUAGCUUCCAAGAUGGUCGCAUCGCCCUCCCAUCCAUCCAAGCAGCUACAGGUUUGAAUGUAAAGAGACAAAAGUGACUCAGAAACCCACCACAGAGUCGUGCCCUUUCUUUCUGAGUAGUUGGAAAUGGUCAGUAGCUGUGGCAUUAC
Molecule: messenger RNA, 975 nt
Organism: Tinamus guttatus (white-throated tinamou)
Lineage: Eukaryota; Metazoa; Chordata; Aves; Tinamiformes; Tinamidae
Source: RefSeq, a predicted model, not a curated record